AUGACACCGUGGGAACGCCGAGCGCUUCAAACAGAGGCGUUUCGGACGAACCUGUGCAUACGCACGUCUCGCAGACCCGAGCGACACACCGAGGGGAAAUACUCUGAAGCCGUAAAAAUGAAACGGAAUCACGAUUUUAGCUCGUCGGACAGCGAACUGGAUGAAACAAUUGAAGUGGAGAAAGAGAGUGCAGAUGAGAAUGGGAACAUAAGCUCUCCUCUCGGGUCCAUGUCUCCGACAACAUCAACUCAGGUGCAGGCGCGGAAAAGACGCAGAGGAAUCAUAGAAAAGCGGCGCAGGGACAGAAUAAACAACAGCUUGAGCGAGCUCCGCAGGUUGGUUCCCAGCGCCUAUGAGAAACAGGGUUCAGCCAAGCUUGAAAAAGCAGAAAUUCUGCAGAUGACUGUUGAUCACCUCAAGAUGCUUCAUGCUGCUGGAGGCAAAGGUUACUUUGAUGCCCAUGCCCUGGCGAUGGAUUACCGUGGUUUGGGUUUCAGGGAGUGCCUGGCUGAAACUGCCCGCUAUCUCAGCAUCAUUGAGGGCCUGGACAGCACAGACCCUCUGCGAAUCCGCCUCGUCUCUCAUCUGAACAACUACGCCAGUCAGAGAGAGGCUCACACCGGCCUGAGUCACCUGGCCUGGGGUUCUGCUUUUGGAUCCCCUCCUGCCCACAUUGCGCAUCCCAUUCUCCUCCAGCACCAACAGGGGGCUCCUUUGGCACCUCUACCCCGCAGCACCACCAGCAGCCCUCAUAAUCCUCUGUCGUCCACAUCUUCUUCAUCUCCCUCCUCCUCCACCUCGCCCACAUCCUCCUCGCUAGUCGCAGAAACUCAUGUGCCCGGCAGACGCAGUGACAGCGCCACCCCGCUCUCGGAUCCGGGUCCAAUCAGGAUCCCGUCCACCUCUUCUGCUCCCACCACCGUUCUGCACCCGGCCCUGGUUCCGUCGUCAGCAUCCAAGCUCUCUCCUCCUCUUCUCUCCUCACUUUCAGCUUUCCCCUUCGCCUUCAGCGCCUUCCCGAUCAUCUCCCCUACCACUGCCAUCAGUCCCCCGUCUCAGAGCGCCAGUGUGGGCAAACCCUACAGACCCUGGGGCAUGGAGAUAGGAGCUUUCUGACUCAAAUAGCACGACCUGCUUACACAGACUCGUUUCACUUCCCAGCUGAGCUGGACUCAAGGGCAAGACUUGAUGUUCCCUGCUAAGAAAGUGUUAUGUCUUUUCUAUUUUGAUGAUAUCCCACUGAGGAGAGUAAAAGGUUUAUACAUUUUGUUUUAUAUAUAUAUAUAAAUGAAUAAAAAUACAAGUUAACAUCAACAAAAGGGAUUUAUUGAGCUGAUUGAUCCCUCUUCAGUAGCUUCACCCUCUUGUUGUCAGCCAGUCAGAAAUGACUUUUUCAGAUGCUCAAUAGUUUCAUUGGUGAAAACAACCUCAUCCGCCCCCUUUGUUGUUUUCCUGAGUUGCCCUGGCCGCAGUGGGGAGGGACAGGGCUCCGAGUCAUGACAUAACCCCUUCCCCACCUCUCUUUUUACGACAAUUUAUGGGGUGUAAUAACUGAAACCAGGUGUCUGACUGAAUACUCCGGACUAAAGCUUGAACACCAGCCUGGCUCCAACUAAUCAUAUGCUGCACUGUUGCCCAAGCCGUCUUCCUAACUUAUGUUUCCGUUCUAUAGUGAAUUCUCACAUUUGCUUUUCUCUGAUGUAAACGAGGCUAGGUUCGUUCGCCAUAUCUCCAAGUUACUUACAUACUUUGUUUAGUAUUACAGCAUCGACAAUAAAUGUAUUAGAAAAACUCAACUCAGUUUCAAUGAAGCAUGACCACAUGAUUGUUCAGAAUGGCAUUUAGGAAUGUUUCUGCAUCAUCUUGCAUUGAUAUUUUGUGAAUUAAGAAUAUAGGUUUGUUUUUUUUUUUGUUUUUUUUCACCUUGUCUCCAGUUAUCUAUGUGGAUUUAUUUGCUGAUUGUUACAUUGUUGCCAAUGAUAAUUCUGAAGCCCUUUAAGUCAAAUCAGUUUCAAAGAAACAGGAUCGUGUAAUUGUUGAAACGGCUCGUGUUGUAGGCAUUUUUUGUGUGUGUCCUCACUUUCAGCCUGUAUGGUUUAUGGUUGUACAAAGCACAAACAGGCAAUAAAUUAGUUGUCAGUUUUCUAUUUCUGUUACUGCUGUCCAUGACAUGUUCCCUGCAAUAAACCAUUCAUUCUGGUA
This is a messenger RNA of Gambusia affinis (western mosquitofish), 2202 nucleotides long. RefSeq names its product hes-related family bHLH transcription factor with YRPW motif 1 (gene hey1). The record is from RefSeq and is a predicted model, not a curated record. Gene Ontology annotation, molecular function: RNA polymerase II cis-regulatory region sequence-specific DNA binding; protein dimerization activity; DNA-binding transcription factor activity, RNA polymerase II-specific. NCBI's taxonomy places the organism in Eukaryota, Metazoa, Chordata, Actinopteri, Cyprinodontiformes, Poeciliidae. The coding region runs from base 1 to 1116 and encodes 371 amino acids. The transcript has 5 exons. Gene Ontology annotation, cellular component: nucleus. Gene Ontology annotation, biological process: circulatory system development; regulation of neurogenesis; Notch signaling pathway.